GACGGGGCGGGCAGGGCAGGCCGCCUGGACGCCCCGGGGGGGCGCGGGCUGGGCCACGGCGCCAUGGACUGCACGUUCGAAGGUAUUUCUUUGAGGACCCCCACCCUUUGUAACAGUCCCCCAUCUCCGCUGCGGGCUAUCAUCUCGCUUCCCACGGUGGGGCUAAGGAACUCAGUCGGAGUAGGAAAGAGCCCUGGAGGCGGGGUGCUAGUCCCUGGCUCUCUGGAGAGGCCUGUGGAUAACCCCCCAGUCUUGUCAGUUCUCUCCUGGUCCAGGGGAAGGGUUUGUGUAGAGACCCGACUGUAGCACUGGGUUUUGGAGGGAGAGGGUGGCCUUCCUCCCAAGCUCUGCUCCUCUGGGGAGGGGGGUGGGCAGGAAGCAGGAAGGAAGAGAGUUCGUUGUCCUUCUGUGUCUGGGGUCUGACCUGUUUGGUGUCCCUGCUUUUGGGGUCUCGAACCGCCUGGUUCCCAGUCCUGGAUUCAGUCAGUUUUUUUUCAGGGCCUCAGUUUCCCCAUCUUCACAGGCUCUUGUGGACUGGGUGAGAGAUCCUGCAGUUGGAAGCACAUUUGACCUGUAUAAUCCUGGAGGGCUGUGAAGGGUUUUUAUGUGAGGACCCCUGCGAGGCAGAACCUGGCACCCCCUCGAUCUCUGCUGAAGCUUUAGGGACCCCUUCUGCUGGGACACCUGUCAGAGGGAGGGGAUCUGGCAACAUUGAGCUUCCACUCUGAGCAGCCACUCCUGGGGCAAAGCAGCUGCCCAAAAGGGCCCAAUCUCCUCUAUUUUACAGAUGAGGAAACAGGCCCAAUGAGAAGAGGCUGUUGGCCUCGGCCUCACUUUGAGUCAGGGGCGGGCAGGGCUGGAAGCACAGGCUGGGGACCUCAGGGACUGGGAGGGGCUCCUGGUUUGUGCUCAUGGGUGUUGCAGAGAGCCCUUUGACCUGGUAACCCAGCGGGUGGGUGUCCUGAGCGAGUCAGAGGGACCUGGGCUGAGCUUGCCAGGCUGCUGAGUGCCAGCUGGGAGAGAGGGCUGUGGCCAGGCAGGGGUAGAAGGGGAGGGAUCCCACGCUGUACCAGGAGGAAAGAAGGACAAACUGCACUCCCUUUGGUGGAGGGGAGACCAAAGCCCCGAAUAGCCGGGCCUGGUCCAUCAGGGCUGGGGUUUGUGCCCAGAACACACGGAGACACUCUGGUUGGCUGCGUGACCAGCAGCUGGCUUGGCCCUGAGCCUCGGUCUGUGCCACUGAGGAAUGGGUUGGUGAUGGCGGCUUUGCUCCUGGCUUCCUGGGGGGUGGGAAGGGGAGGUGCAGAGACAAAAGGCUGGGCAUCUUGUAGAGCGGGCUGAAUCCCCUGUGGGUUCUGCCUCCUCAUGGCCAGCAGCUGGGGUGUUGGGUCAGGUGGAGUCUGUGCAUCUGUAAGUCACUUUCUAUGGCUCAGUUUCCUUAUUAUAGAGUGGCUGAUGGUCAUACUGCCUUCCUAGACCUCAUGUCAGCCCAGGCCACCAUUUCUAAAUCCCAUCUGUAAAAUGGGCUGAGUCAUACCCCACCUUUUGAGUGAGUUCUUGUGUUUGUCAGACCCAUCAUGCAGGAAGGCAGGAGGUAUCCUAGCUCUGAGAUGGGGACCUCUUGGGGGACAGCCCUACUGCUAUUUGUCUUUGGGGAUCCUGUGCAGCCCUCGGAGGAAUGGGGCACAGGACCCAUAGUGGGGCUGGUCAUGGAGGAUCCCACCACCUCUCAGAGCCAUCAGCCAGUCUACCUUUCCCUGGGCCUCUCUCUAACCCCCGUAAACCGGAGGAGGGCUUCAGCUACUUCUCAGCAAUCUCUAAGUUCCCCUCUCUAAUUUUGUGCCCAGAGGACCCUGCUGGACAGCCUUGAAGGAAAGGGUCAGGAGUGGCCAGCAGUGGGGUGUGAGCCAGUCACCUGUCUGAAGAGCCUCUGUCUCCUCCCACCUGCCCUAGGUGGCUGCCCCCCCCCCCCCCCACCGCACCGCCCGGGCUGAGGAUGAAAGCUGCCUGGCCUAGGGCUUUCCCUGUGAACAGUCCUUGUCUGCACUCCCCACCCCAAGGAUUAGAUGUGCUGGCUCUGUGAGGCCUGCCCCCAUUUCAUAGAUUGGGAAACUAGUGGGGCCAGACCAAGGCUUACCUGGACCUUUGGACUCCCUUUGUCCUGGGCUGGGUGGGUAUGCUUCUUCACAGAGCUGGUCCUGGGGUGGGGGUGGUGAUGGAGUGUGGAGAGGCUGACUGGAAGGGCUUGUCACCUCCAGAGCAAGCGCUUGGCUGGGUUGGAGCCCUCAGUGCAAGGCCUCUAUGAGUGUGUGUAUGUAUGAGAGCCCACAGGUGGACGUUUUCUAGAGGGUAUGCUCCAUGAGGGCAGGAGUGAAAAUCCACCACUGUCCACAUCAAGAUACACAACAUCUCCAGCUUCCCAGAAAGUUCCCUGGUUCUGGGCCGGGAAUUUUUCCUGUUCUGUUCAUAGUCAGGAACAGUGCCUGGAAUGGCACAUGGGCGCUCAGUGGAUAAUGCUGGUUGAGUGAAUGAGUGUGUGUGUGCGUGGGUGGAGGGUGUUAGCAGAUGUCCAGACAAAUACAGGGCUGUUAAGAGCUCAGACUCUGCAGCUGGCAGUGCCCCAGCUCCACCCCACCCUAGCUGCAGGCCAAGUUAAUGAGUUUCAUGGAGCCAUGGCCCCAGCAAGUCACGGCCCCCUCAAGUUAUUGCAGGGGCUUUUCAGAUGUACCUGGGGCACCAGGCCUCACUUGGGUGCCCAAGAAAUGGCUGUGGUCUGGAAGCAUGGGCUGGUUUAUGCUGGUGGGCUUGUGUCCUGUGGCAAUGCCCACAUGUAUUGGCUGCGUGGACAAGAGCAUGCAUGUAUGUUUGCGUGUGUAAGUGUGUGACGCUUGUCCAGGGCCAGCCCUCCCAUUGUAGGUUCACAUGCCUUCCUACUUCCACAGACAUGCUUCAGCUCAUCAACAACCAGGAGAGCGACUUCCCGGGCCUGUUCGAUGCCCCCUAUGCUGGGGCAGGGACCGGGGGCACAGAGCCAGCCAGCCCCGACGCCAGCUCCCCAGGCAGCUUGUCGCCACCUCCUGCCAUGCUGGACUCCCCCCUUGAAGGCCUCCUGGGGGGCUCCAAGGCAGCAGCACCCCUGCCCCUAUCCCCUUCCCAAACUACACCCACCCCAUUGAAGAUGUACCCGUCUGUGCCUGCCUUCUCCCCUGGGCCUGGUAUCAAGGAGGAGCCAGUACCACUGAGCAUCCUGCAGCCCCCUGUCCCACAGCCCCUGCCAAGAGCCUUGCUGGCUCAGAGCUUCCCAGUCCCAGCUCCGUCCGUGCCCCCGUGCAGCUCAGCCCCUGUGCUGGGCUACUCCACCCUGGCUGCAGGCUUCUCUACAGGUUCCUCUCCAGCAAACACUCAGCAGCUGUUGACUAGCCAGCCACAGGCUUCCCUGACAGGGGUUCCCCCUGGCUCCUUGCACACCCAGGUCCAGAGCGUAGCCCCCCAGCAGCUGCUCGCAGCCACAACCAGCCCUUCAGCAGCCCCUGGGAUGACCACUGUGGCCUCGCAGAUCCAGCAGGUCCCAGUCCUGCUUCAGCCCCACUUUAUCAAAGCUGACUCACUGCUCCUGACGACCAUGAAGACGGAUGUGGGAGCCGCUGUGAAGACGGCAGGGAUUGCCUCGCUGGCCCCUGGUGCUGCUCUGCAGACAGGGCCUUUGCAGACCCUGGUGAGUGGCGGGACCAUCCUGGCCACAGUGCCAGUGGUGGUGGACACGGACAAGCUGCCCAUCAACCGGCUGGCAGCCAGCGGCAAGGCCCCCGGUGUGGCCCAGAGCCGUGGUGAGAAGCGCACGGCCCACAAUGCCAUCGAGAAGCGCUAUCGCUCCUCUAUCAAUGACAAGAUCGUAGAGCUCAAGGACCUGGUGGUGGGCACGGAGGCGAAGCUGAAUAAAUCAGCUGUCUUGCGCAAGGCCAUCGACUACAUCCGCUUCUUGCAACAUAGCAACCAGAAACUCAAGCAGGAGAAUCUGAGUCUGCGGACUGCUGCCCACAAGAGCAAGUCUCUGAAGGAUCUGGCGUCCACCUGUGGCAGUCGGGGAAGCACAGAUGUGCCCAUGGAGGGCGUGAAGCCGGAGGUGGUGGAUGCACUGACCCCGCCCCCCUCGGAUGCUGGCUCACCCUCCCAGAGCAGCCCCCUGUCACUUGGUAGCAGGGGCAGUGGUGGUGGUGGUGGCAGUGACUCGGAGCCAGACAGCCUGGUCUUGGAAGACAGCCAGGGGAAGCCUGCGCUGCUGUCCCCCUGCAGCCGGGGCCUGCUGGACCGCUCCCGCCUGGCCCUGUGCACCCUCGUCUUUCUCUGUCUGUCAUGCAACCCCCUGGCCUCCCUGCUGGGUGGUCAGGGCAUCCCUGGCCCCCCGGAUGCCACCAGUGCCUACCAUGGUCCUGGGCGCAACGUGCUGUGCACCGAGGGCAGAGAUGGCCCUGGCUGGGCCCAGUGGCUGCUGCCCCCACUCAUCUGGCUGAUUAACGGGCUGCUGGUGCUGGGCUCCUUAGCACUCCUCUUUGUCUAUGGAGAACCAGUCACACGGCCACACUCGGGCCCUGCUGUGCACUUCUGGAGGCAUCGCAGGCAGGCUGACCUGGACCUGGCCAGGGGGGACUUUGCCCAGGCUACCCAGCAGCUGUGGCUAGCCCUUCGGGCACUGGGCCGGCCUCUGCCCACCUCCCACCUGGACCUGGCAUGUAGUCUGCUCUGGAACCUCAUCCGCCACCUGCUGCAACAUCUCUGGGUGGGCCGCUGGCUGGCCAGCCGGGCAGGGAGCCUGCAGAAGGAUGGCUCCUUGCAGGCAGAUGCACGCAUCAGUGCCCGGGACGCUGCUCUGGCCUACCAUCAACUGCACCAGCUGCAUACCAUGGGAAAGUAUACUGGCGGGCACCUCGCUGCCAUCAACCUGGCACUGGGUGCCCUGAACCUGGCUGAAUGUGCGGGUGAUGCGGUGUCCAUGGCAACACUGACUGAGAUCUAUGUGGCAGCUGCCCUGAGGGUUAAGACCAGUCUCCCUCGGACCUUGCAUUUCCUGACUCGCUUCUUCCUGAGCAGCGCCCGGCAGGCCUGCCUGGCUCAGAGCGGCUCCAUACCCCUUGUCAUGCAGUGGCUUUGCCACCCUGUGGGCCACCGCUUCUUUGUGGAUGGGGACUGGACCGUGCACAGUGCCCCACGGGAGAGCCUGUAUAGCUUGGCUGGAAACCCAGUGGACCCCCUGGCCCAGGUGACUCAGCUGUUCCGUGAACAUCUCCUGGAACGAGCCCUGAACUGUGUAGUCGAGCCCAGUCCUGGCCUUGGGUCAACUGAUGGAGACCGGGAAUUCUCAGAUGCCCUUGGGUACCUGCAGCUGCUGAACAGCUGCUCCGACGCCACUGAAGCUCCCGCCUGCAACUUCUCCAUCAGCUCUGGCACUGACCCAGUGUCCAAGUGGUGGGCGUCACUGGCGACCGUGGCAAUCCACUGGCUGCGGCGGGACGAGGAGGCGGCCGAGCGACUGUGCCCACUGGUGGAGCGCCUGCCCCGUGCCCUGCAGGAGUCCGAGAGAGCCCUGCCCAGGGCGGCCCUGCAUGCCUUCAGGGCUGCUCGGGCCCUGCUGGGCCGCAGUAAGGCAGAGCCCGUGCCGGCCAGCCUGGCCUUCUGUGAGAAGGCCAGUGGGCACUUGCAGGACAGCCUGGCCACCAUGCCAGCUGGCAGCUCCAUCGACAAGGCCAUGCAGCUGCUCCUGUGUGACCUGCUGCUCGUGGCACGCACGAGCCUGUGGCAGCAGCAACAGCCACCGGCACCAGCUCAGGCCUCCCCAGGGACAGGCAGUGGUGGGCCCCAGGCCUCAGCCCUGGAGCUGCGUGGCUUCCAGCAGGACCUGAGCAGCCUUCGGCGACUGGCCCAAAGCUUUAGGCCCGCCAUGCGGCGUGUGUUCCUGCAUGAGGCCACGGCCCGGCUGAUGGCAGGGGCCAGCCCCACACGGACCCAUCAGCUCCUGGACCGGAGUCUGAGGCGGCGGGUUGGCCUGGGUGGCAAAGGAGGUGCGGGGGCGGAUCUGGAGCCGCGGCCCACAAGGCGGGAGCACGCUGAGGCCCUGCUGUUGGCCUCCUGCUACCUGCCCCCCGGCUUCCUGUCGGCGCCCGGGCAGCGCGUGAGCAUGCUGGCCGAGGCAGCGCGCACGCUUGAGAAGCUUGGCGACCGCCGGCUACUGCACGACUGCCAGCAGAUGCUCCUACGCCUGGGCGGCGGGACCACCGUCACAUCCAGCUAGACCCCAGACGCAGCAUAGACCCCAGGCAGCGGCGUCCCCUGCAGGAGCCACGCUGGAGGCAGUGCCGGAGACCCCGGUCUAUCUCCAACGGUUCGCCCCCCCGGGCUGCACUGUAUCUUGGGGGAUGGGAGGCCCGCGCGGAUCUUUGUUUCUGACCCUUGGAGGCCAGAGGGGACGUGACCCCACCAUCCUGAUUGCUCCCCAACUGGGCGACCGGCAGCAGGAAGCUGCUGACCUCUGGUGGCCGUUCUGGGGGUUGCAGGGGCCGAAGGUGGGAGCCGCAUUUCACCCCCUUGUUCCCCAGGCACUGAGGUGGCCCUUUUCCUCUCCUGUCUAGAGGGAAGAGGGGUCAACUUGGCCAUCCUGGCCAGCAAUGCUCCCUUCCCCUUUCUGGGGAGACUUGUACAUAGUGUAGAUCAGGGUGUGUCUGCCUCCCAGCCUCAGGCUCACAUGCUUUGUCCUUUGCAGACUUUAUUUUCAUAGGUUGAGAAGUUUUGUACAGAGAAUAAAAAAUGAAAUUAUUUAUAACUUGAGUUUGGGGUGUGUGCUUCAGCUGAUAGGCCGACCAGUGGGCCGGGCUGGUGGGGGGUGGGGGGGUCUUUGGCCAAUCCCUUCCCCCAGCAUCUAGACAAAGGCUUCUCGGCCCCCUAGGGACAGUGGCAGGGCCCUGUCUCGCAUUUGAUGUGAUGGGGGUCCUGGCUGUAUGUUGUAUGUUAGUCCUGCCCCACGAAGCUCUGGGCCACAUCUUUGUGCUUUCAACCCCUAACCCUUCAGGCUUUGAUGGUCUCAGUUGUUCCCGCCCACCUCCCAGCUUCAGCCCCCAUCAGAUCUGGGGUGACAUGGGAGGAUGGACUCAGUGUCCUCGUGGGUUUGCUUUGGCAGGAGGAGCUACAACCUGGGUCUCCUGCUGUAUGUCUGGGUGCCUCCCUCCACCCAUGUCCCCUAGUCAUCUCCUCACACACAGAGUGUUGUACCACCAUCACAGCGGAACCCUGGGGCCACAUGGGGGCGAUCUGGUAGCAGGGGCCUGUUUGCUGCUCCUACAGGAACAGCGAAGAAUCCCUGAUUCCCCAUUUGUGACCCCUGAGCCCUUCCUUCCACUCCACCCCCUCCAGAAGCCUGGCCCCUCUCCCAGGGGGCUCUGGUCAGAAGCCAAGGGCUGCAGACUUCCAAAA
Molecule: messenger RNA, 7461 nt
Organism: Loxodonta africana (African savanna elephant)
Lineage: Eukaryota; Metazoa; Chordata; Mammalia; Proboscidea; Elephantidae
Gene: SREBF1
Product: sterol regulatory element binding transcription factor 1
Exons: 18
Coding region: 2723-6286 (1187 amino acids)
Biological process (GO): regulation of transcription by RNA polymerase II
Cellular component (GO): nucleus
Molecular function (GO): protein dimerization activity; RNA polymerase II cis-regulatory region sequence-specific DNA binding; DNA-binding transcription factor activity, RNA polymerase II-specific
Source: RefSeq, a predicted model, not a curated record